Penicillium vulpinum is the source of this 1770-nucleotide messenger RNA. RefSeq lists its product as uncharacterized. Gene Ontology annotation, biological process: transmembrane transport. Bases 1 to 1770 code for a protein of 589 amino acids. Gene Ontology annotation, molecular function: transmembrane transporter activity. The record is from RefSeq and is a predicted model, not a curated record. NCBI's taxonomy places the organism in Eukaryota, Fungi, Ascomycota, Eurotiomycetes, Eurotiales, Aspergillaceae. The transcript has 4 exons.
AUGAAACUCGACAAUGACGAGGCUGCAAGUUCUUCGGUCGACGUGGAUAGAAACACAGUAGAGCCAGAAAAGUCAGAUGGACCAAUCACCCAUCCCGAAGAAGCACUUCCGAACAAUGGCGCCGAGCUGCCCGGUGUGCCCUAUGAAGAGCUUCAACAUGGUAUCCAGGAGGUUGAGGCCGUGGCUCAGACCUGGUCGAAAAUGUCCUUGAUCUUCGUUUUCAUCAACAUGUGGUUCCUUUACUUCACCUAUGCCUGGAUAGCGUCAGUUGACGGUAGCUUGAGCACUUACGUCGCUAGCUCCUUCCAGCAACACUCCUUAUCAGGUCUUCCUACCGCCAUUGCGGAUGCUUUCUCAGCUGCUAUAUUCCUUCCUGUGGCUAAGAUGAUGGACACUUGGGGUCGAGCUGAAGGGUUCCUAAUAAUGUCGAUCUGUGCCACCGUGGGUCUUAUUCUUAUGGCUUCUUGCAAUAGCUUCGCUGUCUAUUGCGCCGCGAAUGUGUUCUACUACAUUGGCUUCGGGGGCAUGCAAUUCGCUGUGGACGUUAUCACCGCCGAUCUCUCGCAGUUGAAAAACCGAGCUCUUGCAUACGCUUUCACUUCUUCUCCAUAUAUUAUUACGGCAUUUGCUGGACCAAAGGUGGCGGAUCUGUUCUACGCCAAUACUGGUUGGAGAUGGGCCUAUGGUACAUUCGCGAUCAUCUUUCCUAUCGUGGCUGCUCCAUUGUUCUUCAUCCUGAAGUUCAACCUGGCAAAAGCCAAAAAGGGAAAUGCUAUAGUUAUAAGAGAGAACAGUGGACGAUCGUUCCUUCAAAGUGUCUGGUUUUGGACUCUCGAGUUCGAUUUAAUCGGAGUUGUCAUCUUUACUGCAGGACUUGUCAUAUUUGAGCUUCCAUUUGACAUUGCUAGCGAGGCUCCCAAUGGCUGGGGCACAGAUUAUAUCAUUGCCAUGAUUGUGGUUGGAUUCUCGAUGCUCUUCUUCUUUGCCUUGUACGAGAGAUAUAUCGCUCCUACGCCUUUGCUCCCCUACUCCUUCCUCACCAACCGAACAGUCGUCGGUGCAUGUCUCUUGGAUGCCACGUACCAGCUUUCAAACUAUUGCUGGAACAACUACUUCUCGAACUUCCUUCAAGUGGUUAAUAACCUCACUAUUGCCGAAGCUGGAUAUAUCGUCAAUACAUUUGACGUGGUUUCCGGUGUACUUUUGUUCUUUGUUGGAUGGGCAAUCCGAAAGACCGGUCGCUUCAAGUGGCUUCUUUACAUUUCAGUCCCUCUAUACAUCCUUGCCCAGGGCUUGAUGAUAUACUUCCGUCGUCCUGGCCAGAGUAUUGGUUACCAGGUUAUGUGUCAAAUCUUUAUCUCUAUUGCCGGAUCGAUCUUCAUUAUCGUCCAGCAGUUAGCUAUCCUCGCUGCCGUUGAUCACCAGCAUGUCGCUACAGCCCUUGCCUUGCUCAAUGUGGUCGGUACCAUUGGAAAUUCCGCAGGUCUUACCAUAUCUAUGUCAAUCUGGAACAACACAUACAAGGAUGCCCUCACGAGGUAUCUGCCGGACUUAUCAAACCUAGAGAUGAUUUAUGAAGAUCUUGAGACACAGUUGAGCUAUGCUCCGGCCACUGAGAUGAGAAAAGGUAUUCAGGAGGCAUACGGCUACACACAGGUUAGAAUGCUUUCUGCUGGCUUGGGUGUUAUGGCUCUGGCGUUCGCGUGGACUAUGAUGAUCAAAAAUAUCAACCUGAAGAAGGUUGCUCAGGUCAAGGGUAUGGUGUUCUAA